Molecule: messenger RNA, 1128 nt
Organism: Cylindrotheca closterium
Lineage: Eukaryota; Bacillariophyta; Bacillariophyceae; Bacillariales; Bacillariaceae
Source: the annotation of a GenBank genome assembly
AUGGACGACUAUAUCAAGACCAUGUUGGAAGAUUUUCCUGUCAAGUUCAACAAGGAUUCAAAGCAGGAAACACCAGCUGGUAGCAAUUUACUGGAAGCUGGGAAAGGAAAGUUACUCAAUGCUGAGUACCGUCAAAUCUUUCAUACUACUGUUGCAAGGGGACUGUAUGUCUCUAAGAGAGCUCGUUUGGAUAUCCAUCAAACGAUUACUAUUGUUGCCUUGAGAGUUCGAGUACCUACAGAGUCUGAUUGGAAGAAGUGUCUUUCGAAGAACGUCGGAGAACCCGCUGUUCUCACUGCGACAUCUGCCCGACGCUGGGUUUCCGGAGUAAUCAAUUCGGAUUUCGCCGGAUUGGACUCGGAGGACUCAAUUGGAAAUCCCCCCGACAAGACCUACGAAUUGCUCACCAAGACCUUGGCAGCCGUGGAGGAGAGUAAUAAGACAACAAAGACCUCCGUGGAAUCGCUUUCGGAGGUAGUGGUAGCGGGCAUGCAUGGACAAGCAUCGGACAAGGUGCCCCCAAAUACAGUGGAAAAGAAGUGGCCCACAAGACUCUCCUAUCUGAAGAGAGUGGCUGGUACUACGACCUCAGCGCAGCUUCCCAUCCUCUGGCAUGAGCUAGCAAAGUGUAAGAAGCACGAAUCAAUUGGAAUUGUGCAGUCCCUGCUGGAUGAUGAGGCCAAAAAAUUGAAUCUCAAUUUGGAAUUCAUCGUUUCAGCCCGAGUAAUCAAGAGCCUGGUGGAAUUGGAAUUUUGUUCGCGCGGCGACGUUGAAAAGGGGUUGAACGUGUUUAAUAGUGUCUGUUUCCAGCACUACAAAAAUGCAAACGCGAUCAACGAUUACAACAAGAGCGAUUACUGGUUGACAGGCGAGAAGACGACCGCGUCAAUAAAGGAUCAUCAAGCCCACAACAAGAUCAAGCACGCUAUCUUCCCAAGGGAUCCCAUGGAGUUCCAUGAGAUGGUCAAUGGUAUGCGGGUAUUCUACCGUGUAGUGUUUGGAAAAACACAUCCACUGACAGCCGUGUACGAAAAGUUUGCAAAGAAUGUGGAUUCGAUCGCACAAAAAAUGGAAGUGUCCCAACAGGAGCGAGCACUCGAGCGGUUCCUCUUCGGAAUCUAUUCCUGA